Molecule: messenger RNA, 2120 nt
Organism: Bufo bufo (common toad)
Lineage: Eukaryota; Metazoa; Chordata; Amphibia; Anura; Bufonidae
Gene: CD79A
Product: CD79a molecule
Exons: 5
Coding region: 72-743 (223 amino acids)
Biological process (GO): B cell differentiation; B cell receptor signaling pathway
Cellular component (GO): external side of plasma membrane; membrane; B cell receptor complex
Molecular function (GO): transmembrane signaling receptor activity
Source: RefSeq, a predicted model, not a curated record
CUCAACCAGAUAGAAGACAAGCCCCCGGCAUCAGUCAGAUGCAGGUGGGGUGAGACAUCAGAUCGGAGAAGAUGAACGCACCGCACGCGACCUGGACAGCACCUAUAGUCACCCUCCUUAUACUCCUCCCAGUUCCACGUUGGGCUCUGGAGAUGCAGUGGGUUCCCACCUCCAUAUCCAUCUUGCCUGGCGAGGAUGCCACGAUCCCAUGCAACUUCCACAGGAAGCACAAUGAAAACGUGAACAUCUCCUGGGUCCUGAUCCAAAGACAAGUGAACAAAACAGAUGACAAGUCAUUCAUUCAAAUGGUGCAGAAAAAACUACCACACGCCAUGCGGAACCUGACCAUCCGCAACGCUGCGAAAACUGACAGUGGGAUCUAUCUGUGCAGAGUGACUGCAGGAAGUGACACCAAGGAGUCCUGUGGAACCUACCUAAGAGUGAGGGAACUUCCUGUUUUUCUGUUCUUUAAUGUUGCGGAAGCUACAAAAAACAGGCUGAUAACGGCAGAGGGAAUCAUCCUGCUCCUCUGUGCCAUCAUCCCUGGGACAUUCCUUCUCUAUAAGAAACGUAUGGAAAACCUCAACUCCUUGUCUCUGAAAGAAGUAGAAGGAGAGAACCUUUAUGAGGGACUAAACUUGGAGGACUGCUCAAUGUAUGAAGACAUCUCCCGUGGUCUACAGGCCACCUAUGAAGAUGUGGGCACCUUCAGGGCAGGGGACAUUCAUUUGGAGAAACCUUGACUCCUGAUAUCAGAAAUCAGAGGAAUCCGUGUCACAUGGGAAAAAAGUGGAUCAUCAGAAACCAUUAGAUCAGUUGUGUUUCUAUCUCUUGUCUGCAAGAUUACCUCGUGGUGCACAACCACCACAAAUGACAGUUCUUCACCUUGUCUUUGCAUCGAUCGUCUUGCUCUUUGCUCUUAUAUUAUGUCUUGUUUGCCAUAUUUGUAAAGGGCAACAACGCCCAUGUAAUCAUAUUGAUGGAAUUACCCAAAAUAGUAACUUAAAGGGUUUGUCCAGUUUUGAAAAUCCCAGUUAGACAGAGGUCCUCCGCCCAAGAUCCUCAUUUCAGGUGAGAGUGGACAAUGGUUAUAAAGAGCCUCAGAAGGACAGGUCCUGACCUGCAUUACACAGACAACCCAUUUAUAUGAAUGGACACAGUGUAAUGCUUCAUUUCCCCUGUGGUGGCGCUGCAGGAAAGUUAAACACUUACGAUCAGGUUUCCCUGCAGAUCACAGCUGACCCCUGAGGAUCCCAGAAGGGAGACAUUUUGAGAUCUGCUUAUUGUGAAAGUAACCUUCUAACACAUAGGGAUUGUCCAAAGUGGAGAACCCCUUUAAGAACAAUUCCAGGCAAGUAUAAAAAUGUACAACUUGGUUUUCAGUGUCAAUGGCUAAAAGCAAGAACAGAUGAUAGAUCUCUGGGACCCUGGGCAGUAAUGGCCAUGGGCUCGUUACUGACAACCAAAGUUACAAUACAAUUGAGAUACAGUAGAUUGCAUUAGCACACAUUGGGCAGGUAGGUACACUUUCCAUAGGUCUGUCUAGAGACCUUUUUUUUCUUUUCUACCUUGCUUUGGUGCAAGAUAUGAACAAAACAGGCCCAGCGGCAAGUCAGAAUUGGCUCCUGUCUUUUGGCAGUAACUGGCUGCUAACUGCCACCACUAGGGGGAGCUGACUGAAGGCACAUUUAGUAGUGAGUUCAGUGGAAGCUCCCCCUAGUGGCAGGUUUAGAGAAGUGUCAGAGAAGAAAGGAGCUCCGGCCGCUGUACAGAUAUAUGAUGAGGCUCAUCAGCUGGUAACAAGGGUGUGACCAUAUAGUGGAGGGUCCGAAUGACUGUAGUCACAAUUCUGAAGGUGGAGGAAUGUGGAUCUAUCGACUAGGCACAUACUGCAGUUACCUGUAACUUCUACCCAUAGAAGAAAUAUCUCAUCACCCCAGAGUCAUACUGUACAUUAUAUUACACUGUAUGGGAUCUAUAAGGGUUAACCCAUGUCUUCACACAAUGUCUUCACACAAUGCGCCGGGCAGGCCUGAUCUCCUAUAGGAAAUGCUUAAAGGGAUUCUCCAGUUUAUGUAAAAAACAUGUAAUCGCCAUACAAUGAAAAGUUCUGCAACUUU